Molecule: messenger RNA, 3710 nt
Organism: Peromyscus eremicus (cactus mouse)
Lineage: Eukaryota; Metazoa; Chordata; Mammalia; Rodentia; Cricetidae
Gene: Adat3
Product: adenosine deaminase tRNA specific 3
Exons: 1
Coding region: 2361-3419 (352 amino acids)
Cellular component (GO): cytoplasm; nucleus
Molecular function (GO): tRNA-specific adenosine-34 deaminase activity
Source: RefSeq, a predicted model, not a curated record
GGCCUGAUGUCCGUGGUGAGCUCUAGGCUAGCCUGGGCUACACAGGGAAACCUUGUCUCAAAACAAAACAAGAAAGCAAACGUGCAGAACGGCUCUCUAAAGCAGUGAACUUGAAGGGUGGCCGCAGCCUUGGCUACCAUCCUGUGGCUUGUAAACUCCUCCCCAGGGGUCCUGUCCCCAAGGCAGCCUUCCUCCUGUAUCCCUUGUUUUGUAGGCUUGAGGGGACAAACAGGGCUGUGUCUCCUGCCCUGGAGACAGUGGUGCUUUGUGGCCCCGGCAGUUGGUGGGGGCUGUAGGCGUGGUAUGUGCCCUGGGGAGGCCAGAUGUCACCGUGGGCCGUCAUGGGCUCUGCCUGCCAUGGGGCUUGUGCAGGGGCAGCCAUGGUAACACCAGGCUCCCAGGCAUGCCUGGCACCAUUCUCCCUUCCUAGUCUUAGGGCUCUGAGGGGCACCUGUGGUUCUCAGGAGCCCACAGAGCCAUGCAGUGUUAACCUGGGCAGGCCGGGUGAGCACAUUAGUCAUUGCAUAGAGCAUUCCCAGGGGCGGGUGGACGCCAGCGGGGGAGGCAGGGUGUGGGGUGUGAUGCUGGGUAAUGUCAACAAGCCCACUACAGACAGCCCUGCUGCCACACACACACACACACACACACACACACACACACCCGUGGUUGGCUUGGUGCUCGGUAGGGAACUCAGGGUUUUGUGUGGCAGGCAGGUUCCUGCCACGUUGAGCCCCAGCCCCCUCCCUGGGGGUGCUCUGAUGAUCGUUCUGAGCCCUCGUGAAGGAUGUGGGUGCCUAAUCAUUGCCCAUAGGUUGGCACGGUGGGCCGGGGAGGUGGCGACCCCGCCGAGCUCAUGACUUGAGGACUGAGUAGCAGAGAACUGGGUGGCAGGUGGUGUGUGUGCGAAUCCUGCUGUGGGGCUGCCGUCCUCCUCGGGUCUGGCGCCCGCCAUCUUGCCCUGGCUAGCUGUGACUCCAGAGCAACGAGAAGCAGUGUCUGAGGGCCACGAGGGUCCCCUCCCUGCAGCCUCGCCUCCCGCAGCCUCUCCGAGCCUGGCUCUGCUCCUGUGUAUCGCAGGUGGCAGUGGUGUUGGCUGUCGGCUCAGGCUUCAUUGCGGUGCUGGCACAGCAAAGCUCAGGUGCCAUGGAUUGGCAGGUUCCCAGGCUAGCCCACUGCAGCAGGAGGUGGGGCACCUUAGGCAGGCCGUACCCCGGAGCACAAGUCCAGAGUGGAAUGGGUCAUGGCCACAUGCCUGCCUUGUUUGGCAGGGUCUGUAUUCUUGGGGUGCAUCUUAGGUCUGCUGCUUUUUUCUGGGGAUAGAGAAGAUUGAGGUGAGGUCUUGCCCUGUAGCUCUGGCUGGCCUCCAGCUCACAGCCAUCCUCCUGCCUCUGCGCCACAAGUGCUGGGAUGACAGGUGUGUGCUACUGGGUGUAUGUCUGGCUCUGGUCUUUGACCCCUCAGUUGACCAAGGUGGGCAUGUCCCCUAGCAGCCAUGGGGUCAGCUGUAUUGAGUGUGAGGUUUAUGCUUUUCUAGGGGUGGUCCUGCACCCCACCCCCACCCCGUCACUGUGUAGAAAAGGGGACAUUUAGCAGCUUGGAAUGAUGUUGGAAUGAUAUUGCCCAUCAGCCCUGGGGCCAUAGCCAGGAGCUGCGUGUGCUGUGGCUGCAUCCUCUGCCGGUCUCACCUAGGCGAAGUCGAGGGUCCCGUGGGGCUGUUCUCACAUGGACUGGACAAGGCAGGUCCACCCCGCACACUGCGGGCAGGAUUCUGUCUCUCCUGACUGUAGGCCCGAGGUCUUGAAGCCAGCCAGAGCUGUCAGCAGCCCAUGCCAGACCUGUGACCUCUGGAGGCAGAUAGAGUAGCAGUUGUGGGUGGCCACAGGUUUGUUUAGGGGCCGAGGACUGGGUAUGUCUUUCAUGGUUUUUCUUUUUGUUUGUUUUUUGUCAGAAACCAAGUUUUGUGUAGCCCAGGUUGGCCUGAUCCCCGGGCCUACACCUGGGAUGGCAGGUGUUGCCCCUGGGCCUGGUUUACACGGGGCAGGGGCUGGAAGCCGGGCUCUGUGCAUGCUGUGGGGUGGGUUCUCGAUUUGAUGGUCAUGGAUGCCUGUCUGCACACUGCCCUCCACACGGCGUCGGUCGGUGGGGCAUGCGGACUCGUUAGGGCCCUCAGGAGCCCUCAGGAGCCCGGCAGGGUUAGUCCUUGUGCAGCCCGGGGUCAGCGGACUCUGCCUGGCGCUCUGGAUUCGUCGUUCCGGGGUCUCGCAGGACCCACACAUCCCAGGACAGACCCCCGACCCACUGAAGCUGACGGAUGACACUCCAGUCCCAUCUCUGUCUUCCACAGUCGACCCCCACUGAGGAUGGAGCCCUCCUGGGGCCUCGCAGAGCAGCCUGGGCCUGGGAAGGCUGGAAGUGAGGAGCGAGAGCCGGCGCAGUGGCAGGCCCUCCCUGUCCUGUCGGAGCAGCAGUCGGGGGCCGUGGAGCUGGUGCUGGCCUACGCCGCGCCUGUCCUGGACAAGCGCCAGACGUCCCGCCUGCUGCGGGAGGUGUCCGCCGUCUACCCGCUUCCUGCCCAGCCCCACCUCAAGCGGGUACGCCCCAGCCGCAGCGCCGCCGGCGGCGCCCACGCGUCAGAUCUGCUGCUGUGCCUGGCGGGGCCCUCAGCAGGCCCGCGCUCGCUGGCCGAGCUCCUCCCCAGGCCGGCCGUGGACCCGCGUGGCCUGGGCACACCGUUCCUGGUGCCCGUGCCCGCCCGGCCGCCGCUCACCCGGAGCCAGUUUGAGGAGGCGCGGGCCCACUGGCCCACGUCCUUCCACGAGGACAAGCAGGUGACCAGCGCGCUGGCCGGGCAGCUCUUCUCUGCGCAGGCGCGAGCGGCCAUGCAGAGCCACAUGGAAGAGGCCGUGUGUGCCGCCCAGAGGGCAGCUGCCCAGGGCCUGCGGGCAGUGGGCGCUGUGGUGGUGGACCCAGCCUCGGACCGCGUGCUGGCCACAGGCCAUGACUGCAGCGGCCUGGCCAGCCCCCUGCUGCACGCUGUCAUGGUGUGCAUCGACCUGGUGGCCCAGGGGCAGGGCCGUGGCUCCUGUGACCUCAGACGCCACCCGGCUUGCUCCUUCGCCCCGGCUACCGCCGCCCAGGGUGCACGUGCUGGCAGCGUGCGCAAGCUGGAUGAGGAUGAGGAUGGUCUGCCCUACGUGUGCACCGGCUACGACCUGUAUGUUACCCGCGAGCCCUGCGUCAUGUGCGCCAUGGCCCUCGUCCACGCCCGCAUCCAGCGCGUCUUCUAUGGGGCGCCCUCGCCCGAUGGCGCCCUGGGCACGCGCUUCCGUGUCCACGCGCGGCCAGACCUCAACCACCGCUUCCAGGUGUUCCGCGGCAUCCUCGAGGACCAGUGCUGCCAGCUGGACCCCGACCCGUAGGCCUGGUGACCUUCCACUUCCAGACUGUUCUCUGCUCCUGGCCAGCCCGCAUCCCCCGCAGCUCCAUGGCCUUGGACCCUGGGGGCCCCCCACUCUCCGUGUCUAAGGACACUGACCACCUGGGUCAGCAUGUGGGGCGCCCUCAGCCCCGAGACAGCGGCCUCCUCUGCCGGCUGCGGCAGCCGUGGGACUCAGCUCUGCGUACAAGCCCAGUGGCUGUCCUACAGUCCCCGCGGUCCUCCAGGCUCGGGGCAGCCAUCGUGUGUGUGAAAAUAAAGCGCCUCAAACCAA